Molecule: messenger RNA, 2058 nt
Organism: Tricharina praecox
Lineage: Eukaryota; Fungi; Ascomycota; Pezizomycetes; Pezizales; Pyronemataceae
Product: pyridoxal phosphate-dependent transferase
Exons: 6
Coding region: 196-1866 (556 amino acids)
Biological process (GO): carboxylic acid metabolic process; sphingolipid catabolic process
Cellular component (GO): endoplasmic reticulum
Molecular function (GO): pyridoxal phosphate binding; sphinganine-1-phosphate aldolase activity
Source: RefSeq, a predicted model, not a curated record
ACGGCCAUUGAGAAGCCGUGCGUGACGCACCCAACCCAGCCCAAACCUCGGCUGCUGAGAUACCGGUUUGAUUUGCUCGUGAAUUUGAAUGACCUGCGACAUCACCUCUGGGCCUGCUGUCUUUCCUUCCCACCCUCUCCCUCCCUCCGUUCACAUUCCGAACGAACAACCACAACUACGACGACGACUUUCGCAAUGCCGGGAUCAAGCCGAGUCCCCGUGUCGCUGAGCAACCUCUCAUCGUACACCAAGGCCGCCGCGCGCCGCAAUCCCAACGCCGUCUUCAACUUCGACCUCCUCCGCAACAUAAUCUUCGCGCUCUUUGUCCUGCGACACUUCCGCAAGGCGAUCCGACAGCUGCGCGGCCGCGGUAUCCUGGGCACCCUAGCGAGCUUCUACCGCUACCUGCAACGCGUCGCGUACGGAGUGUUCCUCGGGCUGCCGUGGAUACGCUCAAAGGUGCAGGGCCAGAUCGACGAGGCGCUCAAGAAGCUUGAGGACCGGCUGGUCCCUAAGGGUCCCGGCGUCACGAGAUAUACCACCUUGCCAAAGGACGGACUUGACAAUGAUAAGAUCAAGGAGAUCUUGAAGGAAUUGAGCGAGCUUCACCAUGCCGAGUGGGAGAAGGGCCAGGUCUCCGGCGCGGUGUAUCACGGAGGAAAGGAAAUGCUGGAUCUCCAGAGCGAGGCGUACAGAAUGUUUGCCGUCAGCAAUCCGCUGCACCCGGAUGUAUUCCCCGGUGUCAGGAAGAUGGAGGCCGAGGUUGUCGCUAUGGUUCUCGCCAUGUAUAAUGCUCCCCUCGGUGCGGCGGGAAUCACCACCAGUGGAGGAACCGAGAGUAUCUUGAUGGCUUGUUUGGCCGCCAGAGCGAAGGCGUACGAAGAGCGGGGAGUUACAGAGCCGGAGAUGGUCGUUCCUACCACUGUCCACGCUGCGUUCGACAAAGCAGGCCACUAUUUUAACAUCAAAGUGCACCACGUAGACGUGGACCCCGUAACGUUGAAAGUAAACCUCAAAGCCGUCAACCGUCUCGUGAACUACAACACCAUCCUGAUCGUGGGAUCAGCCCCCAACUUCCCGCACGGAAUCAUCGACGAUAUUACUGGAUUGAGUAAGAUUGCGCUCAGGAAGAGGGUCCCGCUCCAUGUCGAUGCGUGUCUCGGCUCCUUCCUUGUCCCCUUCCUCGAGAAGGCGGGCUAUGAAACCGAGCCGUUCGACUUCAGAAUCAAGGGUGUCACCUCGAUUUCUUGCGAUACUCAUAAAUACGGCUUCGCACCAAAGGGCAAUUCGGUCCUACUGUUCCGCACCAGGAAGCUCCGCCAAUACGGCUACUUCAUCACCGCCACCUGGCCAGGCGGUGUGUACGCCUCACCCACCCUGGCAGGCUCGCGCGCCGGCUCGCUCAUCGCAGGUACCUGGACCGCACUCAUGAAGAUCGGUGAAGGCGGCUACAUCAGCUCCUGCCGCUCGAUCGUGGGUGCCGCGAAGGCGAUUGAGACUGGUAUUCGCGAGAAGCUCCACCCCGACCUCUACAUCAUGGGCGAGCCUCUCGUAAGUGUUGUCUCGUUCUCGAGUAAGACGCUGAACAUUUACGAGCUCGCCGAUGAGAUGAACUCCCUCGGCUGGCACUUGAAUGCCCUUCAGAGCCCGCCCGCGCUGCAUAUCGCCUGCACCAGGCCGACUGUAGAGGCGGUGGAUAAGUUCUUGACGGAUCUCGAGGCCGCGGUGCAGACCGUUAAGCAGAAGGGAAGCGAUGCCGCCCCGGGCAAUACCGCGGCACUGUAUGGAGUGGCCGGAAGCCUGCCGAAUAAGAGCGUUAUCAAGAAGAUGGCCACGGGGUUCAUCGACACACUUUACAAAGCGUAGUAGUUUGUAGCAUGUCAUUCAUUCAUUUGUCUUCUUCAUUUGCGUGCCUGUUUGUUUACGUAUGCAUUGCAUUUCUGGUUCACAUACACGAUUGGAACAUACAUAUCACAUCGCAUCAUGAUGUAUACCUGUAGCUACUACUACUGCCACUACUACUCUGCACGCUUACUCUGUCGCUCUGUCUGUCUGCCU